Messenger RNA from Lodderomyces parapsilosis, 1443 nucleotides. RefSeq lists its product as uncharacterized. The coding region runs from base 1 to 1443 and encodes 480 amino acids. Gene Ontology annotation, molecular function: succinate-semialdehyde dehydrogenase (NAD+) activity. Lineage: Eukaryota; Fungi; Ascomycota; Pichiomycetes; Serinales; Debaryomycetaceae. The record is from RefSeq and is a predicted model, not a curated record. The transcript has a single exon.
AUGCAAAAGACAGAAACCGACAAAGUUUAUCCAUCAAUCAUUGAUGGAAAGGACAUCUAUCACAACGAGAAUGGGGUUUUGGUAACCAGUGCUUCCAACCGACCAUUGUAUCGCUUUUCACCGUUUUCCAUCUCCGAUGAAUCCAUGUAUGACUUAGCUACCAAUGCAAAACAAGGUUUUCAUGAAUGGUCUUCGUUCCCAACUGAGAAAAAAGUUGAAAUUUUCAACAAAGCUAAAGAACUUUUGAAAGAAAGAAAAGAGGAGCUCAAAGAAAGUCAUUUGGAAAUUGGUGGCCCCGGAUGGUUUGCAGACUUCAACGUUGACGGAACCGUGGGUCAACUUCAGGAAUACACGAGCCAAUUGUCUCGAUCACCAGGAAAUAUCGUUCAAUCACCUGACAACGAUUUGGCGUUCACAUACAAACAACCAAUAGGUCCUGUAUUAUCCAUCUCACCAUGGAAUGCGCCUGUUAUUUUAGCAGGUAGGUCCAUAUUAGCACCCUUGGCUGCUGGAUGUUCUGUGAUUCACAAAUCAAGUGAAAAGUCUCCUAGGUCAAGUUAUCUUUUGGUAAAGUGUUUUCUUGAUGCAGGAGUCCCACCUAAAGCAUUACAGUUGGUCCAUAUUAAACCUGAAGAGAAUUCCAAAUUUAUCGACGAGGUAUUACAAUCUGGUGCUAUUAAGAAGGUUAACUUUACUGGUUCUACAUUCGUAGGAAGCAAGAUUGCUGAAAAGUGUGGCAAAUACUUAAUUCCAUAUAUGUUGGAAUUAGGAGGAAAAAACUUGUCCAUUAUUUUAUCUGAUGCAAAUUUAGACAAGGCCGCUGAUGCCAUAUUAUUUGGAGCUUGGGCUCACAGAGGACAGAUUUGUAUGAGUACAGACAAAGUGUUUGUCGACGAGACGAUUUAUGACAAGUUCAAGUCCAAGUUGAUUGAGGCAGCGAAAGAAUUUUCGAAGGAUAAGGAUCAGCAAUUGAGCCAAAGAGAUGCAAUAGGCAGAGAUAAAGUAUUGGAUUUAGUUGAAGAUGCUUUGAACAAAGGUGCAAAACUAGUUUACGGAAAAUUUGACAAAGAUGCCAUUUUGAAAUCCAAUGUUAUUGAGCCUAUGAUUUUGGAGGAUGCAAACUCUGAGGCGUCCAUUUACACUCAAGAAUCGUUUGGACCAGUCUUUACAUUGCACAAAUUCAAAGCUGUCGAAGAUGUUAUCGAAGAAGUAAAUGAGCAUGAUUACGGAUUGAAGGGUUCGGUUUGGUCUACAAACAUUGUUAAAGCCCUCAAUAUUGCCAAAAAGUUGGAAAUCGGGGGAGUUCAUAUAAAUGCACCUACUGUUUCAGAUGAGACAACCGUGCCCCAUGGAGGGGUUAAAUCAAGUGGAGUUGGUCGUUUUAACAGUCAAUGGGGUAUGGAUGAAUUCCUGAUUAUUAAAGCUAUCACGAUUAAUGAAUAA